Naegleria fowleri is the source of this 1272-nucleotide messenger RNA. RefSeq lists its product as uncharacterized. NCBI's taxonomy places the organism in Eukaryota, Heterolobosea, Eutetramitea, Acrasida, Naegleriidae. The record is from RefSeq and is a predicted model, not a curated record. The transcript is spliced from 2 exons. The coding region runs from base 1 to 1272 and encodes 423 amino acids.
AUGAAACCAAUCAAGACUGUGGUCAACUCAGCUUCUUGUGCUUUAUUGGCACGCUUUGGUUCAGGCUGCAAAAAGGGCGUUGGUCUCCGAUUGAGUUGUAAUUUCAAUACUAGUACACUUUCAAACCCACACCCCUCAAAGAAUAACACCACCUUGCAAAAUUCAAGAUCUUUUCAUUCCAGAUCUUGCCAUUACUCCUCCUAUUCGGGAGCUGGACCAGACGAUCAACAACGAUCAUCCAAUUUGAAGCAACGACUGAUUAAAGCUGGAUUUUAUUCCUCCAUUGGAUUAGUUUCAGUCUUAACAGGAGCCUAUUUGUAUCUCCAUUUCAAGGAACGGGUUUCAUACCAGAAAUUCAAUGAUCAUUCAUUCCGAUUGAUUCAUCGAGAUCCCGAAACAGGUGAUGAAUGUGUUUGGUCCUAUGUUCAUCAUUUCCAAAUGAAAAGUAUUCCAAUGGCUCUGAGCAGUACGAUGGCCAUUGUCAAGAUGAAUCCUGGCCACAGUGAUGGUGUUGAAACGGAGAGUGAAUUGUGUUUGUACAAUGUAGUUGCCUUGACUGAUGUGGUGCAACGAGAAUUGGACCGAUUAGGAAAGGUGAAAAUGAUCAUCAUUCCGAGUCGUGAACAUGUGGCGUUUGCAGGACAGUAUUUUAAAAAGUUUAUUUUACAAAAUCCCACAAGUAAUAACAACGAGAUUCCUGUGUUUUAUUGUCCCUAUGGCAAUAGAGAUAGUGUCAUUGAGAAUUUAUAUGGAAAAUUGAAUAAGGAGUUUCCAAAUCUUGACAAGAAUGAAAUUGCCAAACAUGUGAAAAGUUUUCCACCAGACAAUUCAUCAGUGCCUCCUGAAUGGCCACAACAUUGGAUAUCUCAGUUUGAGGUACAGACAGUCUCAGGCAUGCCUUUCCUUACCGAGGUCGUUCUCUUACACAAGCCAACCAAAACCUUAAUUGCAUGUGAUAUGGUUAUGAAUUACAAAGAGCCUAUUCCUAUGCAUGUCGAUGAUCCUAACCACACACCUUUUCUUUUCACAUAUGCAAAGUUGAUGAGAAUUUAUGGCAAAGGUCCUGUGAUACCAAUAUCUUUUAGAUUAUUGGUUCAAGAUAAAGAAAAAACAAAAGAAGAGUUAAAUCGAAUUAUGAAUGAAUGGGAUUGGAGCAGUGUUAUUGUAGGCCAUGGGAAUGAAAUGAUUGGAAAAAGUGACGCACAAGUAAAAGCUCUCAAAGAGGACUAUCUCAAGAGUGCUUACGAGAAUCUCGCCCUCAAUAACAAGUAA